Molecule: messenger RNA, 1090 nt
Organism: Ricinus communis (castor bean)
Lineage: Eukaryota; Viridiplantae; Streptophyta; Magnoliopsida; Malpighiales; Euphorbiaceae
Product: probable carbohydrate esterase At4g34215
Exons: 2
Coding region: 167-1069 (300 amino acids)
Source: RefSeq, a predicted model, not a curated record
UAAUUUUCUCUACGUAAUCAGUCGUAAUUUUUCGAUUCAAUUAAAAAAAAAAAAUCAACCAAUUUUUGGUGUAAAUAAGAAAUCCGAUGCUUUGCUUCCAAAAGGAAUCACUUUUGCGACAUAACAACGCAAAGUGAGAAAGAGAGGCACGGAACCUAAAUUAAGGAUGCUUUCCUUGCUGUUCAUGGCUCUUCUAGCUCAAGCAAACAUCUCGGUGACAUCUCAACAGCUACCCAAAAACAUAUUUAUCCUCGCCGGACAGAGCAACAUGGCUGGCCGUGGAGGGGUUGUCAACGACACCAAAACCGGCAUUCUCAGAUGGGAUGGCAUUGUUCCUCCUCAGUGCCAACCGGAACCAUCAGUAUUCAGGCUAAGUGGCGACUUCACAUGGGUUUUAGCCCAUGAACCUCUCCACUCCGAUAUUGAUUAUAACAAGACUAAUGGAAUUGGACCAGGAAUGGCUUUUGCUAACGCUGUCUUAACUAAGGACCCGGCUAUUGGUGUUGUGGGUCUGGUGCCAUGUGCGAUUGGAGGGACUGCUAUCAGUCAGUGGGAGAAAGGAGGUUUUCUUUAUGACCAGUUAGUUCAGAGGACUCGAGUGGCCUUGUAUAGCGGUGGAGUUCUUAGAGCAAUGUUAUGGUAUCAAGGUGAGAGUGAUACCCUGAUCGAGGAAGAUGCUGAUUCUUAUAAGGGGAGACUAGAGAAGUUUUUCACUGAUGUCCGGGCUGAUCUGCAGCAUCCUUUUCUUCCAAUAUUCCAGGUGGCACUGGCAUCAGGAGAGGGACCUGUUAUAGAUACAAUAAGAGAAGCUCAAAAGGGGAUUAAACUACCGAAUGUGCACUGCGUUGACGCAAAGGGACUGCCGCUGGAGCCAGACAGGCUGCACCUUACUACUCCAGCUCAGGUUCAUCUUGGGCAAAUGUUAGCUGAUGCUUUCCUUCAGACUCGGUCUAGCCCAAUCCGCACUAGCAGCAGUAGCAGCAAUUCUUCAACUAGACAUUCUACUUUCAUUUCUUACCAUUGGCUAGGUUUAUUAUUUUUUUCCAUCUUCUUUUAUUGGUACAAGUAAUUGUUCUUUUUAUACAUUUUA